Molecule: messenger RNA, 2893 nt
Organism: Arachis ipaensis
Lineage: Eukaryota; Viridiplantae; Streptophyta; Magnoliopsida; Fabales; Fabaceae
Source: RefSeq, a predicted model, not a curated record
AAGUAAUGGGUUUUGAAUUUUUUUUUUCAGAUGGAAGAGAUGUUGGAUAUUAUGUUUCAUCACGGGGGUGAUUUCAAAGAAGAUCAAGAAGGAACAAUGGUAUAUUAUCCGGAUAAUAAGGCUUGUUUAGGUGACCUAAAUGUGGAUACGUUAGAUGUCUUCUAUCUGAGGAACUACCAUAAAAAGCUUGGUUAUGAUGAGAUAAAGCAAUGCUGGUGGCAAGUUACUAAGAAAGGUUUGGAGAACGAACUAAGAAGCUUGAAUAAUGACAAGGAGAUAAGAGAGAUGGUGAAGUGUUUUAAGAUCAAUAACGGAGUUAUUGAUGUAUAUUUCAAGCAUGGAGCAUCACUGCCAAAGGUUUUGGAGGGAAAUACACAACAGAAAAAGAAUUCUCCAAGAUUAACACAACCAUUACCCUCAAACACCAAAGUUGCAUCAAACACCAAAGGUACACAACCACCAUCAAUAGUUUCAAAAGAUCAAAAUCAGACCAAAAAACCCAUUAACAAAGUCAGUGGAGCCAAGCCAAACAAACCCACUGGUAGCAUCCAGCCCACGAAGCCCAUCAAGACCACCCAAAAUACCAAAACAGAUAAAACCAACAAGUCCAAGCAGUCCAACAAAAAUAGUAUAUCUAGGAGACCUUGUACAAGGUCUGCUGUCAGAGGAUUCCAAAGCAAAGUUUUUAAUAAUGAGAUUCCUUUCGAGGUGUCUUCUGACUCUCAUGAGAGCACAGAAGAUAGCCUUUUUAAGCCAAAUCUUAAUGAAGAUAGCUCUUCUGAUUCAGAUACUGGGGUGAAAAAUGUCAACAGUAGGAGUAGGAUUAGGGUGAACAAGAACCAGAAGGAGAAGAUAUUGAGAAAUGUUGGUCCUUUACCUAAAGGAAAGGAGAAGAUUCUGGUCGAGGAUGAUGCAUUUGUGCAAGAAGUUAGUGAUGAAGAAGUGGAUCUUCGUUUUCUUGGUAGUUUUGCUGAAGGUGUAGAAUAUGGUCUAGAUCCUGGAGCUGACUCGGAUGGUGCGAAUUCAUGGCACUCAAAGAAGAUGAAGACUCCUCCAAAUUCGGAUGGUGCGAAUUCAUGGCACUCCUACAUAGUUAUUAUGGGCUAUCGACUUAAAAUUCAGGGACUAUUAUGUGUACUCGUGUUAAAUGUGAAGGACUAUUAUGGGGAGGGUGAUUUUAUGUUAGGGACUGUUAUGGUGAUCGACCAUGAUUAGCAGGGACUAAUAUCAGCAGUGCAAGAGGUGAUGCCCAAUAUGCACCAUCGUUUUUGUGUCUGACAUUUGUGGAGAAAUUUUAACAAGAGUUGGAAGGAUUUGCAACUAAGGGGACUUUUGUGAAAAUGUGCAAGGGCAACAACUCAUCAAGAGUUCAAGGAUGGAAUGGACAAGAUAAAAAGACUAAAUGAAGAUGCAUCGGCAUAUUUAGAUAGAUGGCAAAGAGAUGCAUGGACUAGAAGCGCAUUCAGCCAUAAGCCGAAGUUGGAUAGCAUUUGUAACAAUGCAUGCGAGGUGUUCAAUAAAAAGAUCAAGGAUGCGAGAGCCAAGCCCAUCAUAACAUUGUUGGAGGAGGUUCGAAUGUUCGUAAUGCGGACCAUAGCCAAGAACAAGGUGAAACUAAACAAUCACACUGGAGUGUUCACACUGGUUAUAAAGAGUCGAUUGGAGAAAGUUAGAAAAGAAUCUAAGAAUUGGAAGCCUAUUUGGACAGGGGACAACAGAUACGAAAAGUUUGAGGUACAUGGACACCCAACUAAUCAUGUGGUGGACUUAGGAAAAAAGACUAUGUACUUACCAAUUUUGGAUGCUUACAGGUUAUUUGCAUUGUUAUAAUAAUUGUUUUUGUGCUAUAGUAAUAAUCUGAUUAAUGGUAUAUGACUAAAAUCCAUGGUUGUUGUGGCUAUUGUUUGUAUGCAGGUAUUCCUUGUGUGCAUGCAUGUGCUGCACUGUCUCGGGUUAACAAGCCACCAGAAGACUUUUUUCACCGCUUGCUAACAAUGGAGUCAUACAGGGAAACAUAUAAUCAUCAUAUUAAUCCAAUUCCUGGACAACUAUUAUGGGAGCAUGCAGAAGAUUGUAACAAGCCACAUGCACCAAAAAUAAAGAAAAAACCUGAAAAACUACAGAUGAAAAGAAGGAUGGAUGCUAAUGAGAAGGGUGGUGGAGGAUCUAAAAAGUCUAAAGCUGAUCCAAGCCUCAGAGUAACAAUGGAGAUAAUGUUCAUCUAAAGAAGCAGUUGGGCCCCUUUACUUGCAGUUUCUGUGGUGAUAAAGGACAUACAAAGAGAGGUUGCUGCAGUUGCUGCUGCUGCUGAUGAGGCUGAUAAGAAGAAGAAAAAUGGAGGUGCGCUUGCAUCUGAGCAGCAACUUCAGCAGCCUCAAGAUGAUGGUGACCAACGUGAUGGAGAAGACAAUCCUCUUGUGCAGUCUACUGAGAUUGCACCAACCACUUCUAAUGCAUAACCUGUAGAGAUAGAUAUAUCUCAGCCAACUACUUCUGAUGUAGAAGAUUCUCAAAAGGAUCAUGGAAUAAAAAGGCCUUCAAAAUUAUGACCAAGGAGAAGAUCCUCUCCACUAGCAACUUCUGUCCCAGUGAAUCCCAUGCAGGGUACUAGUUCAGGAACUGCAAUUUGUCAAUUACAUGAAGUUUAUCCCAACUCCAUGAUUUAAGGCUCAAAAAAAAAAAAGAAUUGAAGACUUUAGCUUAAUAUGUAUAGGGCUUUAUGUUUUGAAUUUAAUACUUUUUGCUAGACAAAGACUACACAAGGAAAAAAUAAUCCUUUAUGUUUUGCUGUAAAGUUCUCCCUUUUGAGGUAACUUUGUUUAACAUGCUCAUGUUAGUUGGCUGUCCUUUGUGUUAUGUGACUAACUGUGUUAAACUGAACCAUUAUCUUAAU